ACUAUCACACACCCAUAACCCACACUAUGCCUUCAGUAUCACUUCAGUAUCACUAUCACACCAGCACUCUUUACUAACCCUCUACGCUAUCCCCUCUACACUAUCCCCUCUACUAUCCCUACCCUUCCAUGCUGAUUGCAAAAUCCUCGCCUCCCACACGACCUUUCUCAACCACCUGCGAUUUCCCACUUCGACCUAACCACUACACCACCACUGAUAAACCCUCUAUAAACCUCUAAAACCAACACUAUUCAGUACGACACCCUCCCUAACAAUCCAUAUAGAAGUUUCACAACACAAAAGGGCGUGUGGUGAUACAAUUUCAGGUGCUGUCAAUAUCCCCAAUGCAUCCUCCUGGUGAACCGUCUUCGAAUUCGAAUUUGAAUUACUCAAACUCCAACUCCUCCAAUACGUCUCAAAACAAUACUACUACUAAUAAUAAUAAUAAUAGUCGAAGAAAUAUAUUUGAAACUCCCAGAUCUCCAUCUCGGUCAACUAGAACUGUAGAUCCUCCUCGAUUAAAUGAAGCACCCAGUUUAAUAUCUACAUCCCCACGAAGAAGAAAUCAUAAAUCAGUAUUUAGUGAUAGGUAUAUUCCUAAUCGUACGGGGAUUGAUCUUCAAACGGCUUUUAGUUUAUCAAAUGAAGAAGUUUUACCUGAUUUAAGAAACAAUAAAAAUAUAGACAAUGAAAUUGAAAUUCGAAAGGAAGAAGAAGCUAAUCGAACAUUUUCUACCGUAUUAAAAGCAGAAUUAUUUGGUGAUAAUGUUCCUAUGACAACGGUGGGUUUAUCUAAUUCUUUAAAUACUAUUAAUAAUUCUUCAAAUAAUCGAUUAAAUAAACCAAAAUUCCCUACCGUACGACCCAAUAGUACGGGUAAUAUGUCUACUUCAAGAACUAUUCCUGAUCAUCCAGUAACAAGUCUUACUGGAAGUCCUCCUCGACCUUCAGUACCUUCAACUCCAUAUAUAAGUUCAGUUAUUCCACCUUCCGGUUCAUCACAUAAUAAUUCAGCAACUACCAAUAGCCUUAAUUCAAUAAAUAAAGACAAUGAAGAUAAUAGUGUAACGAGUACUCCCCGUCGUAAAACUAAUCUUUUUACAUAUCAAUCACCUCAAAAAUCUCGACCUAUAUCAAGAGAUUUACAGCAAGAAUUAUAUUCAUUAUCACCAGUAAGACAAGAAUCUCAAAAAUUAUUAUUAUCACCUCAAAAGAAACCUCGAAAUAUUUCCAAAGUUCCUUAUAGAGUUCUUGAUGCACCAGAAUUAUCGGAUGAUUUUUAUUUAAAUUUAGUGGAUUGGGGUCAACAAGAUAUAUUAGCAGUUGGAUUAGGUGAUAGUGUAUAUUUAUGGGAUGGAGCUACACAAUCAGUUGAUAGAUUAUGUAAUUUAUCCAAUAAAGAUAAAGUUACAAGUUUAAAUUGGAUUGGGUCUGGAACUCAUCUUGCAAUUGGUACAUCUAAAGGAUUAGUUGAAAUAUGGGAUGCUACUAAAAUUAAAUGUGUUAGAACUAUGACAGGUCAUAGUCUUCGAGUUAGUUCAUUAGCUUGGAAUGAACAUAUUUUAUCAAGUGGUUCAAGAGAUCGAAGUAUUUUAAAUAGAGAUGUUCGAAUUGAGAAUCAUUAUAUUAAUAAAUUCGAAAGUCAUAAACAAGAAGUUUGUGGAUUAAAAUGGAAUGUUGAAGAAAAUAAAUUAGCUAGUGGAGGUAAUGAUAAUAAAUUAUUUGUAUGGGAUGGAUUAAAUCCCAAACCUUUACAUCAAUUUAAUGAUCAUAUAGCUGCUGUAAAGGCAAUUGCUUGGUCACCUCAUCAAAGAGGUAUACUUGCAUCAGGUGGAGGAACUGCAGAUAAAACUAUAAAGACUUGGAAUACUUUAACUGGUAAUAUGAUAAAUGAUGUUCAUACAGGAUCUCAAGUUUGUAAUCUUAUAUGGUCAAAGAACUCUAAUGAAAUUGUAUCAACUCAUGGAUAUUCAAGAAAUCAAAUUAUUGUUUGGAAAUAUCCUUCAAUGCAACAAAUUGCUCAAUUAACUGGUCAUACUUAUCGUGUAUUAUAUUUAUCAUUAUCUCCUGAUGGUGAGACCAUUGUGACAGGAGCUGGUGAUGAAACAUUAAGAUUUUGGAAUGUAUUUGAAAAGAAUAAACAUAAUGAACCUCCCAGUUCCGUAUUACUAGAUGCAUUUCUGCAAUUGCGAUAGAGAUGUACAGUGUAUGUAUAUAUAUAUUUAUAUAUAU
Scheffersomyces amazonensis is the source of this 2232-nucleotide messenger RNA. RefSeq names its product Cdh1p (gene CDH1). The coding region runs from base 345 to 2195 and encodes 616 amino acids. Lineage: Eukaryota; Fungi; Ascomycota; Pichiomycetes; Serinales; Debaryomycetaceae. The transcript has a single exon. Gene Ontology annotation, molecular function: protein binding; ubiquitin ligase activator activity; anaphase-promoting complex binding. Gene Ontology annotation, biological process: positive regulation of ubiquitin protein ligase activity; positive regulation of anaphase-promoting complex-dependent catabolic process; anaphase-promoting complex-dependent catabolic process. Gene Ontology annotation, cellular component: anaphase-promoting complex. The record is from RefSeq and is a predicted model, not a curated record.